AUGAUCCGACCCGGCCGCGUCGACGUCAUCCACGAGGUUGGCGAUGCGACGCCGCACCAGAUGCGAAUGCUCUACCUCAACUUCUUCCCGGACCGGCCACAGCUCGCCGACGCCUUCGCGGAGGCCCUCUCCGGCUCCUCCGUCUCGAUGGCGCGCCGCUGCAGCCCCGACCUUUGCUCGCCCUCGCGCGACGCUGCUGCGUGCGAGGGCGCGGCAGAGCUGGCCACCGGGGCUGGUGAAGAGGCCAGGCGGAGCGGCUCCUCAGAGAGCUCCGAGCGCGCCGCCGGCCCGAGCCCCGCUCAUGAGGCUUAUCUGCCGCCCACACUGGAGGCGGGUGAAGAGCGUGAUGCCGAGAGCGACGCCGACUCUGUCCACAGCGAUGGCCGGCGGGACCUUUCGUGCCACAGUCCGCGCAACAGCAGCGGCGCCGGACCGCCGCCACCGAUCGACGAGCUGUCAUUCGAGGACAAUGCGGAUGCCUUCCCCGAGCCGUUCGAGGCGACUGCGAGCGCGCCCGCGCACGGGGCCUUUCCGGACGAGCGGAGCGGCGGCGCCGCCAACGCCUCGCCUCGCAAGCUGACCGGCUACUCCUCGGAAACCCUCAACCGGCCGCGCCUGCCUCCGUCGCACCGCCACCCGAUGCCGUCCUACGGAGCGGCACGCCGGUCUGCCGGCGUGAGCGCCAAGCGGCGAGGCGGCUCGCGGCCCCGCGGCUCGUAUGCCGACGAGGCGCGGGCGGGCUCGGGGGGCGAGUCGAGGACGCCAGGUGAGCCGAGGAGCCGGGCGAGGCUGCAGGGGCGGUCCCGAGAGGACUCGGGGGAGCUGCUGCAGCGCUGCACGGUGUACUGCUGCGCGCUGUCGCUCGACCUGAAGCGCCUCGCGCAGGAGAGCGGCGCCUGA
Emiliania huxleyi CCMP1516 is the source of this 900-nucleotide messenger RNA. RefSeq lists its product as hypothetical. NCBI's taxonomy places the organism in Eukaryota, Haptophyta, Isochrysidales, Noelaerhabdaceae. The transcript has 3 exons. Bases 1 to 900 code for a protein of 299 amino acids. The record is from RefSeq and is a predicted model, not a curated record.